Aspergillus melleus is the source of this 627-nucleotide messenger RNA. RefSeq lists its product as uncharacterized. The record is from RefSeq and is a predicted model, not a curated record. NCBI's taxonomy places the organism in Eukaryota, Fungi, Ascomycota, Eurotiomycetes, Eurotiales, Aspergillaceae. The transcript has a single exon. Bases 1 to 627 code for a protein of 208 amino acids.
AUGGCCCCGGCUGAUGGCAAGCGGGCCACCCAGUUCCUGGCGGAUGCGGUUCCUCUGCUUGAACAACCUCCCCCAGAUCCUGCAGCUGCAGUGCCCCCAUUACCUGUCCCUAGACCUAAGCCUAAUGGGACUAUAUCAUCCAGCGCGCGUCUGACCAAAAGGCCUGCUGCUCCCUCGCCUGCAGGCCCAAGCCAUAAGAUCAUUCGAGGCCCACCACGAAGUUUGGCUCUUCCGGAGGCCACGGGGUUGGGAAACAGUGUGGAUUCUGAUCUAGUUAUACGGGAGGAGCCUCCCUGGGACACUUUCAAAAAGUAUUAUGAAUGUGACUUGGCUGGCACUGUUGCUGUAUGUGUGCGAUGUUCUGGUCGCCGUGCAGUCUGGGCGAUUCGUCAGUAUCCCCACAAGGAUACUGACAAAAUCCUGACUAUCCUCCGGUCCACGCGCCAUAAGAACGUGGACUCUGUUUGGGAAUGCUUCCGCACCUCUGAUGCUCUGUAUACUCUCGGCAAAUUCUAUCCACUCACGCUAGAUCAUGUCGUUGCCUGCAAGGCCUUUCCAGACCAGCCGCAGCUGGCUGCGAUUAUAUCUCAGGUCAUUCAAGUUCACGCUGAUAUAUCUGAUUGCUAA